AAAAUUAUAAAACAGUCUUGUGAAUAAUCCAAUGAUAGCAAAGUAAAAAAUUAAUUGCCAUUAUAAUUUGAUUACAUACGACUAAAGUCAAUAUCCUAAAGCCAGAGAAAAAAGUUAAUUUUACUACAUAUACUCUACCAAAGGUACCUGUCCCACCGCUAGAGCAAACGAUGGCCGACUAUGUGCUGGCUCUGGAGCCCAUCACGACGCCAGCGCAGCUGGAGCGGACCAAGGGCAUCAUCAAGCAGUUCUCGGCGCCACAGGGGCUGGGACCGCGACUGCAUCAGUACCUGUUGGACAAGCGCGAGGCCGAGGAUAAUUGGGCCUACUAUUACUGGCUCAACGACAUGUACAUGAAUGUCCGCAUCCCCUUGCCGAUCAACUCGAAUCCUGGCAUGGUCUUUCCGCCCCGUCGCUUCCGCACCGUCCACGAUGUCGCCCACUUUGCAGCCCGUCUGCUCGAUGGCAUUGUCGCCCACAAGGAGAUGCUGGACAGCGGCGAGUUGCCUCUGGAGCGCACCGCAUCUCGUGAGAAGAAUCAGCCGCUCUGCAUGGCCCAAUACUAUCGUCUGCUGGGCUCCUGUCGUCGUCCGGGCGUGGAGCGUGAUUCGCAGUACUUGACGCCCCGUGAGAAGCCCAUUGACAGCGAUGAGGAUCGCCAUGUGGUCGUCAUCUGUCGCAAUCAGAUGUAUUGCGUCGUGCUGCAGGCCAACGAUCGUGGCAAACUGUCGGAGAGCGAGAUUGCUUCGCAGAUCCUUUACGUGCUCAGCGAUGCUCCCUGUCAGGCCGGCAAGCCGGCGCCCAUUGGACUCCUCACCGCAGAGCCGCGCACUCGUUGGGCUCAGGAUCGUGAGGCGUUGCAGCUGGAUGAACGCAAUCAACGCAACUUGGAGCUGAUUGAGACGGCGCUGCUUGUUCUCUGUCUCGACGAGCCGCUGGGCGUCAAUUUCAAUGCUCGCGGCUUCAGCGGUGCCACGCCCACUGUGCACACUGCCGGCGAACGCGACGAGACCAACAUGGCACACGAGAUGAUCCAUGGCGGCGGCAGCGAGUUCAACUCCGGCAAUCGCUGGUUCGACAAGACAAUGCAGCUCAUCAUCUGCACAGAUGGCACUUGGGGUCUUUGUUACGAGCACUCCACAUCUGAAGGCAUUGCUGUGGUGCAGUUGCUUGAGAAGAUCUACAAGAAGAUCUUGGAUCAUCCGGCCGAUGACAACGGCAUGCCACAGCAUCACUUGCCACCGCCCGAGCGCCUCGAGUGGCAUGUGAAUGCUCAGGUGCAGCAACGUUUCACUCAGGCGGCCAUCACAGUGGACAAGGCCAUCGAUAAUCUGGACUUCUAUGUGUAUCGCUACAAGGGCUAUGGCAAGAACUUUAUCAAAUCCUGCCAGGUCAGCCCAGAUGUCUACAUACAGCUGUCCCUGCAGCUGGCCCACUUCAAACUCUAUGGCCAUCUGGUGGCCACUUACGAGAGUGCUUCCACCAGGCGCUUCCUACAUGGUCGCGUGGACUGCAUACGCGCUGCCAGCUCCGAGGCUUUGGAAUGGGCCAAGGCCAUGUGCCAGGGCGAAGGGGCGAAUGUGCCGCUAGAGAGCGAUCGCGAGGACGACGAGGAGGAUGCUCGCAAAGUCAAAUUUAGCAUUUAUAGCAAGGACCAUCUGCGGGAAUUAUUCCGCUGCGCUGUCGCCCGCCAGACUGAGGUGAUGGUGAAGAACAUUCUGGGCAAUGGCAUCGAUAUACCGCUGCUGGGUUUGCGCGAAGCUAGCCUGGAGGUCACCGGCGAACUGCACGAACUCUUCACCGACGAAGCGUACAAGAUAUCGCAAUGCUUCCUGUUGUCCACCAGCCAGGUCGCCUGCUCGACUGAUAGCUUCAUGGGUUAUGGUCCGGUGACGCCUCGUGGCUAUGGCUGCUCCUACAAUCCACACACGGAUCAGAUUGUCUUCUGCGUGUCGGCAUUCUAUGCAUGCGAGGAUACGAGCGCCUCGCGUUAUGCCAAAUCGCUGCAGGAUUCGCUGGACAUUAUGCGGGAUCUGUUGCAGGAUUAGAGAUGAUUGGAUUCCCAAUAUAACGAAACAUAUCAGUAAACGUACCUUAGCAACUGUUGAUCCUUGAAGAUCCCUGACUAUACGACGACUAAACGCGUUGUGUUUGUAAUGUAAAUGUAAACCGUAGUUAACUAGCGUCCACAUGACGUCAUCAGUUUAUUGGAAACUUUCGAGAGUUGUCAGCAAUCAUAUCAAACUAAAUGAGAUUGAUUGUUCGACUGAUGUCAAUCAUACCUAUACAUAAUCAUAUUUGAAAACGAAAAAUGAAAACUAUGCAACUCAUUUGCUUUAAUUCCCCUUCCCUUAACCAAUCGAAGAAAACUUGAACUAAACUAACUGAAUUAACUAACUACUUAGUAGAUGACAAAGAGCAACUCUAGUCAAUUAAAUGUUUUAGAUCAAUUUUAUGCGCAAAAACUGUUAGUGCUGUUAAUUGAAUGUGUUAAUUAUGCAAUAUUAUUAUUAGCCGUGUUAGAGAAGCUUAAGCCUGUUCAACAAGCAGUGUAACCAUCAAUUUGGCCGCCACUGUAGUGCAGCCGCUCAAAAGUAUGCAAUACUAUUUGUUCAAUGUUGUGUUUGAAUUUCCCUCACGAAAUAUACGAAAUGUUAUUACAAAUUUAAAAUAUAUACAUACAUAUAUGUAUAUUAUGCAAAUGCUUGUUACAACUAUCGUUCUGUUGCUGUUUAAUGGAAAAAACUGAUGAAAACAAAAAAAAUUACAAAAAUUAUAUUAUUGUUGAUGGCAAAGAUAUCACAAUGGCUUUUUAGAUGAAUAAAUGUUGAUGUUAAACUAAAUACAAAGAAAAGAAUAAUACUACACUAAAUUGGCGAAUCAUUGUACGUAUUAUAGACUUGAAAAGUAACAAUACAUAUCAAUAAAUUUAUAUACCCUUUACCGAAACAAAUAAAAAGGUCAAAACAUAUCAAGCAGAACGAAUAUGAAUGAAUAUAUAUUUUACCUAUAUGUUUAUGAAUAUAUUGUACUAAUUGUCGAAAUGUUGUUUUGUAGUAAAGAAAUUACGAGUAUGUUAUACAUCUAUCUACAUAUAUGAAUAUAUAUAUAUAUAUACUUAUACAUAAAAGAGAACUUCUGAUAUAUGGAAAUGUUAAAGGAAAAAAGUGUCAUAGAGAAUAUUACUUAUGUACCACUUAUAUAAUUGAAUUUAACUAGUUGCUGUGUUCAUUGUUGCUAUAUCUGUACUGUAUUAAAUUCUUAUGUAUUUGUUAAACUGUUAAAUCUUCCCACAAUCCCAAAAAAAUAA
Messenger RNA from Drosophila sulfurigaster albostrigata, 3310 nucleotides. It is a transcript of the gene ChAT, whose product is annotated as choline O-acetyltransferase. Gene Ontology annotation, biological process: acetylcholine biosynthetic process; neuromuscular synaptic transmission. Gene Ontology annotation, molecular function: choline O-acetyltransferase activity. Lineage: Eukaryota; Metazoa; Arthropoda; Insecta; Diptera; Drosophilidae. The transcript is spliced from 8 exons. Gene Ontology annotation, cellular component: cytoplasm; neuron projection. The record is from RefSeq and is a predicted model, not a curated record. Bases 171 to 2048 code for a protein of 625 amino acids.